Molecule: messenger RNA, 2601 nt
Organism: Paramisgurnus dabryanus
Lineage: Eukaryota; Metazoa; Chordata; Actinopteri; Cypriniformes; Cobitidae
Gene: melk
Product: maternal embryonic leucine zipper kinase
Biological process (GO): protein phosphorylation; intracellular signal transduction
Cellular component (GO): cytoplasm
Molecular function (GO): protein serine/threonine kinase activity; ATP binding
Source: RefSeq, a predicted model, not a curated record
CGUAGGAAGUGGGAGAUUCAAAUUUUAAAAGAUGUUUAUAUGGAGGAUGUUUCGACAGUUUUAAUUUAAUAACGGGAUUAGAAAGAAAUGAAAUCUUAACAACGUCAUUUUAUAUUUUAGCGUUAAGUAUACCCACCAUUUGUGUUGAAUUUGUUUUUAUCGUUUUUAAGCUAAACGUUGGAGAACUGCUGGUCUGAAGGAUUUCACUAUGCCUGCAGACAACGCCUCUGAACUUCUUAAGCAUUAUGAGGUUUAUGAAACCAUUGGUUCAGGUGGGUUUGCCAAGGUAAAACUUGGUAGACAUUUACUGACAGGAGAAAAAGUGGCCAUCAAAAUAAUGGAAAAGAAAGACCUAGGGGAUGACCUGCCUCGAGUUAAGAUAGAAAUUGAGGCUAUGAAGAACCUCAGUCAUCAACACGUGUGUCGUCUUUAUCAUGUCAUUGAGACAUCAAGCAAGAUCUACAUGGUGCUUGAGUACUGUCCUGGUGGGGAACUUUUCGAUUACAUCAUUGCCAAAGAUCGGUUAUCAGAGGAGGAGACUCGGGUGUUUUUCCGUCAGAUCAUCUCUGCGUUGGCAUACGUUCAUAGCCAAGGCUACGCCCACAGGGACCUCAAACCAGAAAACCUGCUUAUCGAUGAAGAUCAUAACCUAAAACUCAUUGACUUUGGCCUCUGUGCCAAACCCAAGGGUGGCUUGGGUUAUGAAUUGUUGACCUGCUGUGGCAGUCCAGCAUACGCAGCUCCUGAACUCAUUCAGGGCAAGGCAUACAUUGGCUCUGAGGCUGAUGUGUGGAGUAUGGGUGUGUUGCUCUAUGCUCUGCUGUGUGGUUUUCUGCCAUUUGAUGAUGACAAUUGUAUGGUCCUCUACAGAAAAAUCUCAAGAGGAACCUACAGUCACCCACACUGGCUUUCACCCGGAAGCAUUCUGCUUAUGAACCAGAUGAUGCAGGUGGACCCAAAGAGGCGUUUGACAGUGAAACAGUUGCUUGAUCAUCCCUGGGUUUUGAAGGGUUACAGCACACCAGUGGAGUGGCACAGUAAACAUCCUCUGGGUCAUAUUGAUGAUGACUGUAUCACUGAAAUGGCGGUGGCUUUCAAACAAUCCAGGCAACGCACAAUCCAAAUUGUAUCAGAGUGGAAGUAUGACCACAUGACAGCGACUUAUCUUUUACUGCUGGCUAAAAAGCGCCAAGGUCGACCUGUCCGUCUUAGGGCCGAGCGCCCUGUGCUUGACUCCACGUGCUCUCCUUUACAAGACAUACAACUGAAGAAGAGUCUACGCUUCAGUGAGGAUGAUGAUGGUGUUCACCCAGUGGUGCUGGGCUCUGUGGUCUUCCCCCUUGAUUGCGGCGAUGACGAGAACUCCUGGACCCCUCUCACACCCAAGAACACACACACCACAAACACUCCACGCAUGAUUCUCACCUCUGAAUCAUCAGAGAAGAGGUGGUAUGACAUAGGUCAGUCCCCCAUUAUAGAGCGAGGCAAGCCCCGCCCACAGAAGCCAGAGAGACGUGAACGGACCAGAGAAAAUAAAGAAAACCUGGCUGUAAACAGCUCAGAUAGAGAUGUCUUUGCUCUUCCUGCUCCCCGAACUCCAAUGAGCAGCAGAAAGGCCACCCGAUCCAACAGAACUGUUGCGACAACACCCAACAACAACAUUAUAAACACAGGCAGUGACACAAACAGAGGAGCGGCCAGUGCCUCUAAAGAAAUGUCCCGCAGGAGAGAGAUGGACCUUCAGCAGGGAGAGCUGGAUAUGCUGGCUUUCAGCCCUGAGAGGAGGUCUCGAUCGCUGGAUCUUGCAGGUUGUCAGGUAGACAGUGGACAGAAGCGUAAGGGUGGAAAAGUGUUUGGUAGUCUGGAAAGAGGCCUGGAUAAAGUCAUCACGAUGCUCACACCCAGCAAAAAGAGGGGACCACGAGAUGGGCCACGCAAAAUUAAGGCUCAAUACAAUGUGACCCUUACCAGUCACACUAAUGCAGAUCAAGUGCUGAAUCAGAUUCUCAGCAUCUUACCGGAGAAGAAUGUGGACUUCAUUCAGAAAGGGUAUACUCUGAAGUGCCGCACGCAAUCGGACUUUGGCAAGGUGACCAUGCAGUUCGAGCUGGAGGUGUGUUUGCUGCAUAAGCCAGAGGUGGUCGGGAUUCGUCGGCAACGGCUCAAAGGUGACGCCUGGGUAUACAAACAUCUGGUAGAAGACAUCUUGUCCACCUCGAGCAUAUGAUGUCACCGACAGAGUGACAUUGCAUUACAUCCUUAGUUAAUAGAGGUCUGUUUACAGUGUCUGAUGUAUUUCACUACUUAUGACAAGGUCCACCAGUUUGCCUCGUACUAGUAUUAUUUGUCAUGCUCUCUAUCAAUGUAAAAAUAUCUUUGGUUAUUUUAAUUUAAGCUAAAUUCUGAUGAUGGAGUUGUUCUUGCAGCAUUAUUAUAAUACCCGUUACCUUUAUUUGUUUUCUGUCUUCAUCCUUAAGUGUCUGUCAUGUUUUUACUUGUUUUAAGCUCCUAAUCUGUUACUCUGUUUGUCAGUUUUGUUCAUGUUAAGUUUGUAAUAUUAAUGACUCUCUGAAUUUUAGAAAAUAAAUAUUUUUAACAGCU